CACCAUGACAACAAUUGAUCAAAUUUUCAAAGUGGAACUUUCGUACAUUUGAAACGUACUUUCGAAAUACACAGAUAGUUUCAUUAAUAAGCUAUCUCAUGUCUUCUCACGUAAUCAGAGAAGGUCAUGUUUGUUCCUAUGAUCGAGCAAUAACAACAAAUGACACAGUAAGUUAUCAACGUUGUGAAUUAAACAGCUCAUCAACAAAUGAAAUACUAAACCAAGAGACUAUGAAUCGUGAAAAACAGGAAGUGGUAGGUUCUCCAGACGUUAAAUUUUUGGCACGUUCACUAGUAAAUAACGUUACUCAAGAUGCAUUCAAAGCGGAACUUAGAAAAGACAAUGAAAUACGUCACUUAAGCAAUGAUCAGAAUAACAUUGAAUUAAACUUAGCAGAAGAUGAAACAUAUGACUCUGAUGACUCUAAUGCAUAUGUGAGAAGACGUGUGGCAGAACUUAACUUGGAAUUAUCGAAGGAAAAAGAAUAUUUUGCUGAUAACUAUGAAAAAAAGACAGGACGUGUCAAUUUUCAUCCACAACUUUUUUAUUCACGGAUAAUAAGCCAGAAUAGUUGUGAAGAUUUAAAUGAUUUCAGCGAAGACGAAAUAAACGAGAUGAAGAAUUUAAGUCAUAAUGAAGAUGAUACAAUGAAUAAGUCAAUUAUGAAGGCAAAUCCAAGAUAUUCCCAACAGCGGACGUCUGUUAUACCAGGACCUGUUAAUAUCAGUGAGAAUAACUUAGGUGGAUAUGAGUCUCUCAUCUCAAAAAAAAGUAAUGUAGAGGAGGCCGACAAAAAUUUGAUUGACAAUACAUAUGUUACACAUACAGAUGAAGUAACAAGGACGAAGAAGUACCGAAAAACUCCAAUCAACGAGCGAGAUAACAAUAUUACUAAAAUAAUAACUAAGCAUAACAAUAAUGAUAAGCCAUUAACCGAGAAAGCGAAGGAAAAUUCUAUCCAAGUAAGUGAUAAAUUACAAGGUUAUUUUCAUUUAUCUGAAAACAUUAGUAAAUUAGUAGUCUCAUUCUGCUCACAACAGUUUUUUUUCGACCAAGUAUCAAGGUCAAAUGUGAUUAGCACUUUGACGUAUUUACUCUGGAGAUGAGUGGAGAAUUCGCAAAAACCUUGUAAUCUUUAAUCCUUGGUUUUUCGAUUACUAACUAAUAAAGUUGAAAAAGGUUAGGUGAUUUAUAGUUUCAAACAUUUCUAAGUGGAAAACAAUGCUAAAGAAAGCUUCGAUUGAUCUAACAGUGAUUAGCCGUCCGCCAUAAGUCAGUUUACCGUUGAUAAAUUUAAUGUUUCAUUUCAUUUUUUCGAAAAUGGUAUAUUUAAACAAAGAAACUGUUUUCAAAAUACACUACUGAUUUUCUGAAUUCAUAAAGGUGCGGCAUCGACUUAAAUAUCAGGAAUACAUGGAAGUUAAGGUGGAGGAGAGGGAAAAACACAAAAAGAACAUAUUCUUAAAAAAGGUUAAAUUCUGAUAACAAUAAAUGUAGUACAAUAUAUAUUUGAAAAAAUAAAUAGGGAAACCCUUAAAAUGAAUAUAUUCUUACAAAAAACUCGUCUGAAUUUCCAUGAAAAUUAGAUUGCAGAUAAAAAAUCACGUGAUCAUAAAUUAUCAAACUGGUUAAGAGCUAAAGUUUUACAAAGAAAAAGUGAAGAGGAAAUGAGACGAUAUGAAAAUGAAGAACAACAACAUCUGAAUGUUGUGCAUUCCAGAGAGGCAUGUGAGCAGGCAUUUAAACAGUAAGUUGGCACGAUUGUUAGACUAUUUAAUUUGUGGUGAAUGAAUGUAAUCUAUAAUCAUUUGGAUUUGUGAAGUGUUGUGUUCUAUGGCCUGCUAAUUAUGUCACGUGUUUAGAUUGCCCAGUUAAAACAGGGACUCCCAUGACCUUGAUACUAUACCAGAUCAAUGAUGGAUUAAGCAGUACGAACAGCGUAUUGUCAACUCUGAGUCCAGAACACAGCUUCUACUAUAUGUAUCGCGUAUUUCAGACAUAUGUAGUUUAAAUACAAGCAAAUUAGACCGCAUCAUACUAUGAAGUAGAAAACAGCAAUUAUACAAGAUCUGACCAAAUGUGUAUGUGUGAGAUACUGUAACUAAUAAAUUG
Schistosoma bovis is the source of this 2112-nucleotide messenger RNA. The record is from the annotation of a GenBank genome assembly. Lineage: Eukaryota; Metazoa; Platyhelminthes; Trematoda; Strigeidida; Schistosomatidae.